This is a messenger RNA of Closterium sp. NIES-65, 1623 nucleotides long. The record is from the annotation of a GenBank genome assembly. Lineage: Eukaryota; Viridiplantae; Streptophyta; Zygnematophyceae; Desmidiales; Closteriaceae.
AUGGCUACCCCUAGUGUCCUAGCUUUUGACGCUGAGGGUCGCGCCAUUGAUUUUGAGGUCUGGUUAGACGACCUGCAGCUGUUCUUACAGUGCGACAGGGCUGACGACCUUUCUCUCUUUGACCUCACCUCUGGCGCCUCUCCUGCUCCUGCUGCUGAUGCUGAUCCCGCUGUCCGCUCUAAGUGGGCCACCCGGGAUGCUGCUGCACGUCUUGCUGUGCGUCGCCACCUCCCUACCUCUGAGCGUGCGCACUUUAGUCAGUACAAGAGUGCUCAGACCUUGUACGACGCUGUAGUUGCGCGCUACUCCUCCCCUGCCACUGCUGCACUGAGCCGUCUCAUGCUUCCCUACCUCUUUCCUGACCUCUCUGCCUUUCCCACUGUCGCUGACCUCAUUACGCACCUCCGCACUAGUGACACUCGCUACCGCGCCGCCCUUCCUGCUGAGUUCUGCGCUAAGAACCCCCCCCCCAUGUACAUCGCUCUCUACUACGUAGUCGCGCGCCUCCCUGACUCCCUUCGCGUCGUCAGGGACCACUUUCUCGCAGUCUGUCCCACCACCCUCACCGUCGACCUCCUCGAGAAGGCCCUCCUCGCAGCGGAGAAGAGCAUAGUCGCUGUAGGUGCUUCUCGUGGUGACCCUCGCACCCCCAUCUUUGAGGGGUGCUCUCCUUCCCCCUUGCUGCCCUCUGUUGCCUCUGCUGCUGCUGCCGACCUGCUUGGUCUUGAGUCGGUCGGCACGGCGUCUGCCCCUAGUGGGAGACGUCGCUCCAGCAAGGGCAAGGGGGGCAAGGGCGCGGGUGGAGCUGGAGGGGGCGGUGGCGGUGGCGGCGGUGGCGGCGGAGGGAGUGGGGGUGGCGGCGGGACUAGUGGUGGAGGUGGUGGUGGUGGUGGCAGCAGUGGCGGAGGCGGUGGUGGUGGUGCCAGCGGUGGUGGUGGAGGCAGCGGCGGUGGUGGAGGCGGCGGAGGUGGAGGCGGUGGAGGCGGCAGCGGAGGAGGCGGUGGUGGUGGAGGAGGUGGAGCUGGUCGAGGUGGUACCCAGCAGCGUAGCGGCGGUGGUGGUGGCCAGCGCUCGCAGCGGCAGCAGCAGCAGCGCUCGCGGGACAUCCCUCCGCCUCAGCAGCUUCGUGAGUGGUACGCUGGGCGUCAGAGGGGUGGGGGUACUGGUCCCUGCACCUACGUUCUUCGUUCCGGCGACCGCGCGGCGAUCUUUGAUCUUGAUUUUGAUGCUAUCCUUGCUGCUAUGUAUGUUGUGGAUUAUAGUGAGGAGAAUGAGGGUUACCGUUGUUUCCAGCCCGACCCGGGCAUUGGUACUGCUGCGCUAGGUGCUUGUGAGGCUGCUGCUCUAGGUGCCAGUGCGUCUGUGCUCUCAGGUACUGGUGAGACUGCGCUCUCAGGUACUGCGUCGUCCUCGUCCUCCCUCACUUUCACACUUGACUCCGGAGCUUCUCGCUCCUUCUUUCGAGACCGCACUACCCUUACGCCGCUCGGCCGGCCGGUUGCGGUCUCCCUUGCUGACCCCUCUGGGGGUCCUGUCCUGUCUCACUUCUCCACUGUCCUCCCGUGUCCGGCUGCCCCUUCGGGCACCCUGUCGGGUCUUUCACUCCUGCGAGUCAGCGGGUGA